Molecule: messenger RNA, 2654 nt
Organism: Marmota monax (woodchuck)
Lineage: Eukaryota; Metazoa; Chordata; Mammalia; Rodentia; Sciuridae
Gene: Ankmy2
Product: ankyrin repeat and MYND domain containing 2
Exons: 10
Coding region: 471-1658 (395 amino acids)
Molecular function (GO): protein binding
Source: RefSeq, a predicted model, not a curated record
GCGUGUUCCACUUCCGCUGCUCGGGUUUGUAGAAAGGAAGCCACUGGGACGAGCCAGAAGCCAUGUUUUGCCCUCAGUCCCAGAAGUGGACGUCCCAGAGGAGUUCUCUGCUGAAUCUCGUUACCUGGCAGGUGACCGCAUGACCGCAUGCCUUUCCUGCACUGUCAAGGCGCUGGGACGAGGAUGCGUGGGACUGUCGACAUGAUUAAUGUGGUUUUAAAUUCAAGAAUUAGAAAGCCACGUCUUCCCUCAAAUGGCAGAAAGGCCCAGAAUUGCAUCAUAAGGCUGGCUCCCAGGAUCCCUUCUUCUAAGUAGCGAGAAUAAGGCCAAUUUAUUCUUCAGAACAACAAGGAAAGCCCAGAUGUAAAGGAGGGGGAAAAAAGAAUUUGAACUCAACAGGUACUGUCCAAGAAGCUGGAACACUUUUAUCCAGUAAGAAUGUUCGUGUUAACUGUUUGGAUGAGAAUGGAAUGACUCCUCUCAUGCAUGCAGCAUAUAAAGGAAAACUCGACAUGUGCAAGUUACUUUUGCGACACGGAGCUGAUGUGAAUUGUCAUCAACAUGAACAUGGAUACACGGCCCUCAUGUUUGCUGCACUUUCUGGAAACAAAGACAUCACAUGGGUAAUGUUGGAGGCUGGUGCAGAGACAGAUGUUGUCAACUCUGUAGGGAGAACAGCAGCUCAGAUGGCAGCUUUUGUGGGUCAACAUGAUUGUGUGACUAUAAUCAACAAUUUCUUUCCACGAGAGAGACUGGAUUAUUACACUAAACCCCAGGGACUGGAUAAAGAGCCAAAACUGCCUCCAAAGUUGGCAGGCCCAUUGCACAAAAUCAUCACCACAACAAAUCUUCAUCCUGUCAAGAUCGUGAUGCUUGUAAAUGAGAAUCCUCUGCUGGCAGAAGAAGCAGCCCUGAAUAAGUGCUAUAAAGUGAUGGAUUUGAUUUGUGAGAAAUGUAUGAAACAAAGAGACAUGAAUGAAGUAUUAGCAAUGAAAAUGCAUUAUAUCAGCUGUAUCUUUCAGAAAUGCAUUAACUUCUUAAAAGAUGGAGAGAAUAAAUUGGACACACUGAUCAAAAGCUUGUUAAAAGGCCGAGCUUCUGAUGGCUUUCCAGUGUAUCAGGAAAAAAUCAUUAGAGAAAGCAUCAGAAAAUUCCCAUACUGUGAAGCUACACUCCUCCAGCAGCUGGUGCGAAGCAUUGCUCCUGUUGAAAUUGGUUCUGAUCCCACUGCAUUCUCUGUUCUUACCCAAGCCAUCACUGGUCAGGUGGGUUUUGUGGACGUUGAAUUUUGCACCACCUGUGGAGAAAAGGGAGCAAGCAAGAGAUGUUCAGUGUGCAAAAUGGUGAUAUAUUGUGAUCAAACUUGCCAAAAGACACACUGGUUUACGCAUAAGAAAAUAUGUAAGAAUCUGAAGGACAUUUAUGAGAAGCAACAGUUGGAGGCUGCCAAAGAAAAGAGCCAAGAGGAGAACAAUGGCAAACUCGAUGUCAAUUCUAAUUGUGUUAAUGAAGAGCAACCAGAGGCUGAAAUGGGCAUCUCCCAAGAGGACUCCAAUUCUAAUGAUUCCAUGGAAGGGAAGAAAGAAUCUCUUGGAAGUGAGUCUGGGUUGGAAGGUAUACAGGACGCCUCUUCAGGUCCUCAGGUGUCUGAGGAGUAAAAGCCAUAGCAGGUGCCAUCACGGAGGGGCCUCACCUUAGCCGAUAGCUGGAAAACUCGUGUGAAUGUACCCUCAUUGCUUCAUGACACCUGCAAGGCACCACGGCAGGAUUGCACAUUUCAUAGAAUAGAGGCUUUCAAGCAAAGCUCUGUCUACCAUGCCCCAAUUCCCCAUUGAUCUCUAGUUCCAUAAUUUAACAGGUAGAUAUAAUGUAUUUUUUUUUCCCUUUCAAUACAGGAAAAACAUUCUGUCCCCUUUCUGAGGCUGGCUCCCCAGCAAUUGUUCUCAAAGGAAUAUAAAUCCCCUUAAAGAAGAAAUAUAGACUCUAGGGAACAAAGGGACAAGAAGAAUAGAUAUGCAAGAGAAGAGAUUUUCAGGAAAGAAAAAUUUUAUAGCCACAGAGAUGUGUAGUUAGGGAAAAAAUCAUAUAUGUGAGUAAAAUACCUCUAAAUAGCAUUUAUUAUAAUGAAGUUCUACACAUUGAAAUGUAAGGAACUGAAGAAAAGCUGUAUGUUAAGAGAUAUUUGCCAUAGUUCAGCUAAGUGUAGUUGUAUGUAGAAAUUAUCCUGAGCAAGUCUGAACUUUAUGCAGUUCUUGUAGCAAUGUUUUCUCUGUAGUAUUUUUACCUUCAGAAAUGUCAGAUCUUUCAGAAGGUACCAAGGCAGAGCCAGGGCUGUCCCAGCAUGUGCAUUAAAAGAUACUUCCUGAAAUUCUUGACUCAAUAUUGGCUAAAUACACUGUAUACACAAUUCUUGUAAAAUUCACUCAUGUGCCAUACACUACCCGAGAGGCUAACUUUUAUCUUCCUGCAAGCUUUUCAUGGGACUCCCUGCUCGAAACUGAUUUAUAACUGUCAUUUAGAAGAUGUGCUGGCCCCCAUAUUCAGCAUAUGUGGUAUUUAAACAUAGCUUGGGUAUGAGGUCUGAAGAUGAUUCUGUGUUUCAAAGUUUCUUGUGUUGAAUUUAAAAUAAAUCGUGCUUACUAAUGUAAACAGCA